UACUUGCAAUUCAAAUCGGAAGGUAUAUUUGAAGAAGUAUUAGAAGAUAUCUACGACGAAGGAAGGAAUUGUAAUUGGAAGCCAACACCUGGCAUAUUCCCAACACUAAAAGCCGGAUAUAACUUGACACCGCCAACUUCAACAAAUCCCCUGGAUAAUAGCAAUUCUCCGGAACUCUCCGCCGAUGGAGAUAAUGACCACUCGGAAUAA
Molecule: messenger RNA, 210 nt
Organism: Acaulospora morrowiae
Lineage: Eukaryota; Fungi; Glomeromycota; Glomeromycetes; Diversisporales; Acaulosporaceae
Source: the annotation of a GenBank genome assembly